Molecule: messenger RNA, 600 nt
Organism: Gopherus evgoodei (Goodes thornscrub tortoise)
Lineage: Eukaryota; Metazoa; Chordata; Testudines; Testudinidae
Product: hemoglobin subunit epsilon-like
Exons: 3
Coding region: 45-488 (147 amino acids)
Biological process (GO): oxygen transport; hydrogen peroxide catabolic process
Cellular component (GO): blood microparticle; haptoglobin-hemoglobin complex; hemoglobin complex
Molecular function (GO): oxygen carrier activity; oxygen binding; peroxidase activity
Source: RefSeq, a predicted model, not a curated record
UUUCUCCUUCAGCUGCAUCUGCAAAGGACCCCUCGCUCGUCACCAUGGUGCACUGGACAGCCGAAGAGAAGCAGCUCAUUACCAGCCUGUGGGGCAAGGUCAACGUGGAGGAAUGCGGCGGCGAAGCCCUGGCCAGGCUGCUGAUCGUCUACCCCUGGACCCAGAGGUUUUUCUCUACCUUCGGGAACCUCUCCAGCCCCACCGCCAUUAUGGGCAACCCCAAGGUCCGUGCCCACGGCAAGAAGGUGCUGACCUCCUUUGGGGACGCUGUGAAGAACCUGGACAACAUCAAGGCCACGUACGCCAAGCUGAGCGAGCUGCACUGCAACAAGCUGCAUGUAGAUCCCGAGAACUUCCGGCUCCUGGGUGACAUCCUCCUCAUCGUCCUGGCCACCCGCUUUGCGAAGGAGUUCACCCCUGCCUGCCAGGCUGCCUGGCAGAAGCUGGCCAGCGUGGUGGCCCACGCACUGGCCCACCAGUACCACUGAGCCCUCGGCAGGGACCUGCAGGAUGGAGAGAGCUUGCUUCGUUCCAGGCCCCUCCACACCCUGGAGGCUGGCAGGCUGUAACAGUCAAAUAAAAGCCUUGCACUGCAGCCUU